This is a messenger RNA of Peromyscus eremicus (cactus mouse), 7092 nucleotides long. RefSeq names its product kinesin family member 26A (gene Kif26a). The record is from RefSeq and is a predicted model, not a curated record. Gene Ontology annotation, molecular function: microtubule binding; microtubule motor activity; ATP binding. The transcript is spliced from 17 exons. NCBI's taxonomy places the organism in Eukaryota, Metazoa, Chordata, Mammalia, Rodentia, Cricetidae. Bases 1 to 6048 code for a protein of 2015 amino acids. Gene Ontology annotation, biological process: microtubule-based movement.
AUGUGCUCACGUUGGGGUCCUAGCAGUGGGCGGGGCCGCAAGGAGGAGCAGGACCCCCGCCCACCUGGCUCUGCUCAGGGUGGGGGCGGUGCUCUGGCGUCCCGCCCCCUUCCCUCCCUCUACGGGCCUUGGCCCGCCCCCGCCCCCGCCCAGUCUGUCCCGGAGCAAGCCUGCCGCGGCCACAACGCGCUCUCUACCACUCGCCUUCUCAACCAACUUCAGAGCCGCAGGCCGGGCCAUGGGGGUGCCCCCGGGGCGGAUCACGUAACCACUGCACCCCGAGAACCAACGCAUCCCUUCCUGCGUCCGGGCAAUGGUCGGCCGCGGAGCCUCCUUGUGUGCGGUGCAGCCCGCGGUACGCAGGACCGGGCAAGGAACGGGCGGCAGGGACCGGCGAGCACGGGGUUCAGAGCUCAAGACAACAAGGAUGCUCGAGGGGGUGUGCGGCGCCCUCUAGGGGUAGCUGAAUGUGGCCCCUCUCGAGAGCCCCAGCCGCUUGAGGUAUCUCCGCGCAAGAGGUUGCCCGCCGGGCUCGACCAAGACCCAUGCAGCAGCCGCCCCGCUCCGGAGGGCGCCGGGGCCAGCGCAGAGCAGGGCCACUCGGCUGGUGGGGGCGGUUGGUGCCGCCACUGCCACACGAAGCUCGUGGAGCUCAAACGCCAGGCUUGGAAGUUGGUCAGCGGGCCCGGGACUCCCCUCCGGGAUCCUUGCCUCUCUACCCUGCUUCUUGACAAGCUCCCGGCUUCUGGGGUUCAGCCAGCGUGCCGCCCUGACGCCGAGAACCGCUGUGACGUUUGCACCACGCACCUCCACCAGCUCACUCGGGAAGCCCUGCGCCUGUUACAGACUCCCGCCAGCCACGAGGACCCUGAUGCUUCCCGAGGAGGCCUUGUGGCUCCCAGCCCUAGGGACCCACCUGGACCAGUGGGCCUCACAGGGAGGCAGCCCCCUGUGGGACCUGACAGGAGGAAGGCAGCAGCUUGGCCGUCCGGCCCCAGCGUCCAGGUGUCCGUGGCACCAGCGGGCCUCGGGGGAGCACUGAGCACAGUUACCAUCCAGGCCCAGCAGUGCCUUGAGGGCGUGUGGAGCCUCUCAAGGGUCAACAGCUUCUUGCCGCCCACCUGCCUGGCUGAGGCCGCUGUCGCUGCUGUUGCCGUGGCCGACACAGUCCGAGACUGCCCUCCAGCUGCAGGCCCUGAUGGUAUGUCUAAGGCUUGGGGCCGAGGGGCAGCAUGCACUACAGCCCUGGUUACUGCAGCCCCAGGCUCCUCAGCAGGGGGUUCCACAGGCCCAUCGGCUGCAGCCUCUUUCUUUAUAAGGGCUGCCCAGAAGCUCAGCCUGGCCUCCAAGCGCAAGAAGCACCACCCACCACCUGCGCCCACCACUCGGGGCACGUCCACCUACCCCACGGACUUCAGUGGCACUCUGCAGCUGUGGCCUCCCCCAGUGCCCCCCUGCCUGCUCAGGGCUGCCUCCAAGGCCAAGGAAAACCCCAGCAACUUUGGAAAGGUAAAGGUUAUGCUACGCAUCUGGCCGGCACAAGGAGUCCAACGCUCCGCCGAGUCCACGUCCUACCUGAAGGUGGACCCUCGGAAGAAGCAGGUGACUCUUUAUGACCCCGCUGCUGGGCCCCCAGGCUGUGCAGGCCUCCGCCACGCCCCCACGGCACCAGUCCCCAAGAUGUUUGCUUUUGACGCCAUCUUCCCCCAGGACUCGGAGCAGGCUGAGGUCUGCUCAGGAACCGUGGCCGACGUGCUCCAGUCUGUGGUUGGUGGAGCUGACGGCUGCAUUUUCUCCUUCGGCCACAUGAGCCUUGGCAAGUCGUAUACCAUGAUUGGGAAGGACAGCUCACCCCAGAGCCUGGGCAUCGUGCCCUGUGCUAUCUCCUGGCUCUUCAGGCUCAUUGAUGAGCGCAGGGAAAGGAUGGGCACACGCUUCUCCAUCCGUGUGUCUGCUGUGGAAGUGUGCGGCCAUGACCAGAGUCUCCGGGACCUGCUUGCUGAGGUGGCUUCGGGCAGCCUUCAGGACACCCAGUCUCCAGGCGUGUGCCUGCGAGAGGACCCUGUGUCGGGGGCACAGCUCCAGAACCAGAAUGAGCUGCGGGCACCCACAGCAGAGAAGGCAGCCUUCUAUCUGGAUGCGGCCUUGGCGGCCCGCAGCACGAGUCACGCUGGCUGUGGGGAAGACACCCGACGCAGCUCUCACAUGCUCUUCACCCUGCAUGUGUACCAGUAUCGUGUGGAGAAGUGUGGCCAAGGAGGAAUGUCUGGAGGUCGCAGCCGCCUGCACCUCAUCGACCUGGGCAGCUGUGAGGCAGCACUCAGCAGAGGCGGAGAGGCUUCUGGAGGACCCCUGGGUCUGUCUCUGUCAGCUCUGGGCAGUGUCAUCCUGGCCCUAGUCAACGGGGCCAAGCAUGUGCCCUACAGGGACCACAGGCUCACCAUGCUGCUGCGGGAGUCCCUGGCUACUACCAACUGCCGCACCACCAUGAUAGCACACAUCUCAGACUCACCGGCCCACCACGUGGAGACACUCAGCACUGUGCAGCUGGCUGCCCGCAUCCACCGCCUGCGCAGGAAGAAGGGCAAGUACGCAUCCAGCUCCUCAGGAGGGGAGAGUUCCUGUGAGGAGAGCCGGGCCCGCCGUCCCCCACACCUGCGGCCCUUCCACCCACGCACCAUGGUCCUGGACCCUGACCGCUCGGCUCCUGGCCUGUCCGGCGACCCUGACUACUCAUCCAGCAGCGAGCAGUCCUGUGACACAGUCAUCUAUGUCGGUCCUGGCGGGGCAGCACUGUCAGACCGUGAGCUGACUGACAAUGAGGGCCCACCUGACUUCGUGCCCAUCAUCCCUGCACUGAGCCGCCGCAGGCCCUCCGAGGGACCCCGGGACGCCGACCACUUCCGCUGCAGUACAUUUGCAGAGCUGCAGGAGCGCCUAGAGUGCAUAGAUGGCAGUGAGGGAUUCCCUGGUCCCCAGGGCGGCUCUGACGGAGCCCAAGCCAGCCCCGCCAGAGGAGGCAGGAAACCCUCACUACCCGAGGCCACAUCCCCCAGGAAGGCUGUGGGCCCUCCUGUGGUUACCAGCUCCCCUCGAGGCAGCCCUGGGCAAGAUACUCACCGGAGCACCUCAGAGCCCUCUAAGACUGGUACGCAGGGUGAUCAGAGAGUAGAUGGUACCCGGUCUGAGCCGCCUGCCCCAGACAAGACUGCAGGAGGUGGCGGCAGGAGGCCGCUGCCCAGUCCAGCCCCUCCACCACCUCGGCAACCGGAAGCUCGAGGUGUCCCCACAGAACCUGGGGGAGAGGGCCCUGACAGUGUGUUGCGGACAGCCCCCGUGGGCAUGAGUGGGCAGAUGGCCUUGUCCCCACUGCUCUCGGACACGUCUGCUCGUGGACGCCAUCUGGAGCGGGGCCUGCUGACCACCACCGUCACCCUACAGCAGCCAGUGGAGCUGAAUGGCGAGGACGAGCUGGUGUUCACAGUGGUAGAGGAACUACCUCUGGGGGGACUUGCAGGGGCCACACGACCCUCCAGUCUGGCCAGUUUGGGCAGUGACUGUUCCCUGCAGGCCUUGGCCUCGGGCUCGAGGCCGGUCAGCAUCAUCAGCAGUAUCAAUGACGAGUUUGAUGCCUAUACCUCACAAGUGUCUGAGGGCCCAGGAGACCCCGGGGAGCUCAUAGAGGGAACGGCGUGGCCUGGUGGUAGUCCAGCCUCAUCCAUUGGCUCCUGGCUGAGCGACGUUGGCGUCUGCUUGGCUGAAAGCCGUGGUCCCACACCACAGCCUCCCUUCAGCCCUGACUCGGCAGCAGGACCCGGUCCGCCAGAGUUCCCUACCCCGAGCAGCUCCCUAGAGGACAGCAAGUUCAGGUCCUCGGAGUGUGGAAGACCGGACAAUCCUGGCUCAGCCCGGGGCCUCCACCCAGCGGAGGCAGUCACAGCAGCUCAGACCCGACCCAGCAGAGAGCCUUGGGCUGGGUCUCCGCAUGAGGCAGCCUCAGCCCAGACCAUCCACUCCAGUCUCCCCCGGAAACCCAGGACUACCUCAAACAGCAGCCGUGCUCGUCCCGGCCGGGGUCCGUACAGUCCCGGAGGCCUGUUUGAGGACCCUUGGCUACUCCGGGCAGAGGACUGUGACACACACCAGAUGACCUCCGCUGGCGGGGUUCCAAGCCCAACCCCAGGCUCCCCUCGACUACCUGAGGCUCAGAUAAUGCUGACUUGUGCCCAGAGAGUGGUGGACGGGUGUGAGGUGACAACCAGAGGGUCCCGGAGACCGGAAGCUGUAGCUCGGAUCCCACCUUUGCGGAGGGGAGCCACCACACUGGGAGUGACCACACCUGCUGCAUCCUGUGGGGACGCCCCAGCAGAGGCAGUCGUCCAUUCAGGAAGCCUAAAGACCACCUCCAGCAGUAAGAAGAGCGUGUCUCCCAAGGGGGCCUUCUUUCCAAGGCCUAGUGGGGCCGGCCCCCCAGCUCCACCUGUGCGCAAGUCUAGCCUGGAGCAGAACACGACCCUCACCCCUACCCAGGCCCUGGGGCUGACCCGGGCGGGGGCUACUUCUGCCUUCCGUGGGGAAGACGAGGCCAGGCCCAGUGGCAGGUCUGAUUACUCUGUUUCCAAGGCCACAUCCAGCCUGAAAGCCCGAGCUGGCAAGAUGGAGGCGGCACACCGCCCCGCUGGCCACAUGUCCCUGGAGCGGUACGAGAGCCCUACACAUGGUAGUGGCAAGGUCAGGGAAGUCCCAGGACGGCCACCGAGGGCUGUGCCCAGGUUGGGUGUACCACCCACCAGCCCCCCACUUGGAGCAGCUCCUGCCUGUAGGAGCAGCCCAGCUAAGGGUGUUGGAGCAUCCAAGCCUCCAGCUGGUGGGGCCAAGGGUCGUAAUCUAGGGGCUAGUACGUCUCGGGCACUGGGCGCUCCAGUGAAGCCGCUGGCCCCCGUGGCAGGCAAGACAACUAGUGGCCCUGUGCCAGGACCCCGGAUGGCUCCACGGGCUGCACCUGGUAUUGGGGCCAAGGCAGGCAGGGGCACCAUCAUGGGCACUAAGCAGGCAUUCCGGGCUGCCCAUAGCCGUGUCCAUGAGCUGGCAGCCGGUGGAUCUUCUGGUCGAGGCGGCCUCUCCUGGGGCUCAACCGACUCGGACAGCGGCAAUGACAGCGGUGUGAACCUGGCCGAGGAGCGGCACCCUGUGAGCCCCGCCCUGCCCUCCCCCUACAGCAAAGUGACCGCACCAAGGAGGCCCCAGCGCUACAGCAGCGGCCACGGCAGCGACAACAGCAGUGUGUUGAGUGGGGAGCUCCCCCCGGCCAUGGGCCGCACCGCGCUCUUCUACCACAGCGGUGGCAGCAGCGGCUAUGAGAGCAUGAUCCGCGACAGCGAGGCCACCGGCAGCGCCUCCUCGGCCCCUGACUCCAUGAGUGAAAGCGGAACUGCCUCCCCGGGUGCCCGCUCCCGCAGCCUCAAGUCCCCAAAGAAAAGGGCCACAGGUCUACAGCGACGGAGGCUGAUCCCGGCCCCACUACCCGACGCUGCUGCCUUAGGCCGCAAGCCCAGCCUUCCUGGGCAAUGGGUGGACUUGCCCCCACCCCUGGCUGGCUCUCUGAAGGAGCCUUUUGAGAUCAAGGUGUAUGAGAUAGAUGACGUGGAGCGCCUGCAGCGGCACCGUCUGCCUCUGAGGGAGGAGGAAGCCAAGCCCUCUCAGGAUGUGGAGAAGGGCCCAGUCUGCAUCAGCUCCAAGCUGCGGCUAGCAGAGCGCAGGCAGCAGCGGCUGCAGGAAGUGCAGGCCAAACGUGACCACCUCUGUGAGGAGCUGGCUGAGACCCAGGGCCGGCUGAUGGUGGAGCCUGGGCGCUGGCUGGAGCAGUUCGAGGUGGACCCAGAGCUGGAGCCGGAAUCAGCUGAGUACCUGGCGGCCCUGGAGCAAGCCACAGCUGCCCUGGAGCAGUGCGUUAACCUGUGCAAGGCCCACGUCAUGAUGGUCACCUGCUUUGACAUUGGUGUGGCUGCCACCGCUGCUGUACCUGGGCCGCAGGAGGUGGAUGUUUGAGGCUGAGCACAGGUCAUAGGUGGGGGCCUGCAGGGCAGGGGUGCAAGGAUAGGAUGUGGGAUGGCAUGAGGAUGUGGAGGGGGUUGGAGGGUCGAAGACACAGGGUCUGUGCAGGAUGUGGGGGUCUCAGAGAGGAGACAGAGAGUGGGGGAGGGGAGGGCCAGCCACUGGACAGAGAGAGCACGGGGAUGGAAAGACUGUCAUCACCCAGACAGCCACGCAAGUGCCUUUAACCUUGAGUAGGCCUUUUCUUCUUUUCUAAUUUGGUGCUACGGACUCGAGACAGGACCCAGACACCAGCAGACAGUCUCAGCCUGGGGGGCUGCGGCCACUCAGACCAAGCUAAAGCCAGUUUGUUUCUGAUUUUUGCCUUCCUUACCGCUAAGCAGUUUUGUGUAGCAGGGCGGCCUUGUUUGGGCCAGCUCUCCUCUAGGAUCGGGUUCAUUCUCUUCUCCAGCAGCUUGCCCUCGGCAGCCCACAGGAGUGGUCUCUGCCAGUCCACAGCAGUGGUGUCCCCUGAGUGCGGACAGCCAGCCUGAGUCCCCUCCUUUCCUUGAGGGCCCCAUUCUAUUCUGAGGACACCAGAGGCCACAAGCAAGGGCUGGGCCAUGAGCACACAAUGCUUUCUUCCACGGCAGGAAUUCUUACCAAAACCACAAGCAAAAAAACAAAAACACAAUGAAGCAAACCGCCGCCAACAAAGGCGGGGUGUGAGUUUUUGUAAAAGUUCUGUUAGCUUCAUAUUUUUGUAUCAUUUUGCCUAAAAACAGAAUUUGCAGUGGGAAUUUGAAGACAAAUUGUCUAAGUUUUUAUGGUUUUCUACAGGUAUUCCUAGGUCGGGGCUCUUGGCAGCUGUGGGGGCAGGCUUUUUCUGGGGUACACUGAGGGCAGUGUUGGGGGGGUCUGUGGGAGGUGAUUCUUUUCAGAUGCAGAUAAGGGGGUGAGCCUGCCAGCCUGUGAUGUGGCCCGCACGCAGGUUCGUGCUUCCUGACCGUUGUGUAUUUUAUAGGCGUCCAGACCUUUGUACAAAUGUGUAGAUAACAU